Diaporthe citri is the source of this 486-nucleotide messenger RNA. RefSeq lists its product as uncharacterized. Bases 1 to 486 code for a protein of 161 amino acids. The transcript is spliced from 3 exons. The record is from RefSeq and is a predicted model, not a curated record. Lineage: Eukaryota; Fungi; Ascomycota; Sordariomycetes; Diaporthales; Diaporthaceae.
AUGUCUUCCGGCUUUGACCCCACUAAUGCCACUCCAUGGACUGACACACCUGGUCUCUAUGCACUUCUCAACAUCGAUGGCCAGAGCGCACUUGACGAGGAUCGCGACGCCAAGCCACAGAUAAUCCAUGGCUGGGAGUACGGCGACUCCUUCAAAAUCGCCAACGUCAACCAGCUUUGGCAGCUGGCGGACAUGGGUGACAGGAAGUGGCUCGUGAUCAACAAGACUGGCCACUACCUUGCCGCCAAAGGUGCGUGGUCCUCCGAUUUCACCAAGAUGGGUGACGCCGACAUGAACUCCGCUCAUUGGCGCAUUACCAUGGCCGAAGCCGGUGACUUGUACAAGCUGUACAUCUACAGCGUCAAGUUCAAUGGCAAUUGCCUGACCCUUGAGAAUGGCAACGGUACCAACGGCACCAACAUCAAGUGUGCCACCCAGAACAGGGUCAAGAAGGGGCAGAUCUGGAUUGUCAAGAAGCAGAAUUAG